Molecule: messenger RNA, 1302 nt
Organism: Cutaneotrichosporon cavernicola
Lineage: Eukaryota; Fungi; Basidiomycota; Tremellomycetes; Trichosporonales; Trichosporonaceae
Exons: 4
Coding region: 1-1302 (433 amino acids)
Biological process (GO): ubiquitin-dependent protein catabolic process
Cellular component (GO): cytoplasm
Molecular function (GO): ubiquitin binding; ubiquitin conjugating enzyme binding
Source: RefSeq, a predicted model, not a curated record
AUGGCAUCUCCAACUAGCCCAAAGCCGGACACAGUGCCCAAGUCGCCCGCCUCGCCCUCCCCUGUUGACAAGACAGCGUCCCCACGCGCCACGUCGCCCGCCUCGCCGUCAGUCAACAGGCCUGGGUCCAAGCCGGCAUCUCCGGCGCCAGGGGACAGCGGCCGCGCCUCGCCGGCCGUGACCCAGCCCGUUCCCGCCGCACCUGUUGCGCUCCACGCCAACCCGAAGAUCGCCGAGCUGCAGACCAUGUUCCCGUCUGUCGACGUUGGCGUGAUCGAGAUGGUGCUCGAGAGCGUGGGCGGAUCGCAGGACCGCGCGAUCGAGUCGCUCCUCCAGAUGACCGACCCGAACUUCAAACCUGACGAGCUGGCCUCGGUGCGACACGAAGAGUCUAACCAGGUCGACCUGGACGCCGAGUUCGCGCGCGCCAUCGCCCUUCAGGACGAGGAAGAGGUGCGGCAGCAGCGUCGUGGUUCGCGCUCCAACGCUUCGCGCCUUCCGGACGUGCUCCCCUACCAGCCGCGAGUGCGUAAGGCGCGCAGACCAGCCCAGGACCCUUACGGGGGCGAGAGCGCGACGGCGCACGACCUGCAGGACCGCUACGACCCGCCGCCGAUCGGCCAGAACCAGCAGGGCGACCUCCCGCCGGGUCUCAUGGCGUUCGAAGAGAAGGUCACGGCCAUUGCUGAGACUGGACGCCAGACGUUCAACCGGUUCUUCAACACUGCCAAGGCCAAGUACGCAGAUUAUCAGGCGCAGCAGGCGCAGACGUCCGAGCAGCGCGCUGCCCAGCAGGCACUGCGUGAGGCCGAGACCCCGCGACACGGCGGGCUGUGGGCCGAGACCUCUGGGCGCACCUCACUCGGCUCGCGCUCGGCCUCGCAGAGCAGUCAAGGCGAGGCACCUGUGCUCGCUCCUACGCGCCGCUGGCACCCGUCCGACUCGUUCGAGGAAGCCCCCAAACCGGUCGCCGUAAGUGUCAACACCGGCCGCCGCUCGCCCGGUCCGGCGGCUGGCACUGCCAGCCCCGAGAAGGCUGCCGCUGGUAAGAUCGACCUUGCCAAGCUGGGUUUCCUGCCGAAGAAGCGCGUCGACCUCAUGUCGACCUCACCGCAGCCCACGGAGGACAGGGACCCCAACCCGCACCUUCCCACGUCGGGACCUACGACGCCCACGACUGGCAAGUCGCUCGUUGAUAAGAUCCCCAAGACACCUCCCGCUGAGACGAGCCCGCACACCUUAGGCGACAGCGACGACGACGACGACCUCGAUUACACCGAGAACCCCUUUGAUCGCCGUUAA